AUGGAGAACCUGACGGCGGCUCCGGGGCGGAACGUCACGCUGGGGACGUGGACGGACUACAGCCUGCAGUACAAGGUGGUGAGCACCGCGCUGCUGCUCGUGACGUGCGCGUCGGGCAUCGUGGGGAACGUGAUGGUGAUCCUGGUGGUGCUCACCACGCGCCACAUGCGCACCCCCACCAACUGCUACCUGGUGAGCCUGGCGGCGGCCGACCUGAUGGUGCUGACGGCCGCGGGCGUGCCCGCCAUCGCCGACAGCCUCUUCGCCACGUGGGUGUUCGGCCGGUACGCGUGCGCGGGCAUCACGUACUGCCAGUACCUGGGCAUCAACGCGUCCUCCUGCUCCAUCACCGCCUUCACCGUGGAGCGCUACAUCGCCAUCUGCCACCCGAUGCGCGCGCAGUUUCUGUGCACCCUGGCGCGCGCCAAGCGCAUCAUCGCGGCGGUGUGGGCGUGCACGUCCCUGUACUGCGUCAUGUGGCUGUACCUGUCGGACCUGCAGCAGCUGCGCUACGACCACGGCGUGACCGUGGUGGCGUGCGGGUACCGGGUGCCGCGCAGGCUCUACCUGCCCGUGUACUUCGUGGACUUCGGCGUGUUCUUCGUGGUUCCGCUGCUGCUGGCGGCGGUUCUGUACGGCCUGAUCGCGCGCAUCCUGUUCCUGAGCGCGCUCCCGUCCGACCCCGCGGACCCGCGGAGGAGCCGCGGGGACGCGCGCCACGGCAGCUCCACGGCCGCGUCGCGCAGACAGGUGACCAAGAUGCUGGCGGUGGUGGUGGUGCUGUUCGCCGUGCUCUGGAUGCCGUACCGGACGCUGGUGGUGGUCAACUCCUUCCUGGACCGGGCCUACCUGGACGCCUGGUUCCUGCUCUUCUGCCGCACCUGCGUCUACCUCAACAGCGCCAUCAACCCGCUCAUCUACAACGCCAUGUCGCAGAAGUUCCGGGCCGCCUUCCACAGGUUGAUCUGCGGCUGCCGGCGGCGCCGGCGCGACGACGCACCCGCCGCCUGCAGCGUGGCGCUCACCUACAGCGCCGUCAAGGACUCGUCCCUGGUGGAGAGCACCGACCACUUCCCCACCGAGCUGGAGGAGCUGGCCGCCUCGGAGCAGCUGCUGGCGGAUCCCCAGAGCGCGUCCUCGGACCCCUGCGGGUUCGUGAAGGUGGACUUCAGUGCUGCCUGAGGCGGCUCCGCGGAGCGAGCGAGAGACGAGCAAGAGAGGCUCCGCUGGGAUUCGAGGAGAGCUACUUAACGGAGUCUUGGGUGGGAGUUCGGCGUCCUGAAUGCCAUCUGACCUUUUCAGCAAACACAGAUCGGUAACGACAAACACGCUGUCCUGGGCGCCGUAGAGCCGCCGCUGCCAGCAGAUAAGGCCCCGUUUACACGUAGCAAAAUAGGUGGUGUUUUCAUGCGUUUUGGCCGUUCGUUAAACACGAAAACGAAGCUCAAAGUCACCAAAAACGAUCAUUUCUGAAAAUUCCAAAAAGCAAAAGAAAAUAUGGCGAAACUUCAUUCGUAAUUUGCUCGGCCGUACUUUAUCGUAGAAACAUUGAACUACGCUCAUUUUAAGGCUAAUGGAUUGACGUGCUGAUUUUAGAGGCUUGUUGCUCGGCAACACGUUAACGUAGAGACAUCAUUCAAACGUUAAAAGACUUGGGACGCUUUGGACUAGAACAUAUUGAAGCUUCAUUAUGCUAGCUAUUGCAGUUUUUGAGAAAUUGAGUAAGAAAGUAACAGCAAAGAUGGCCCCAUUCAUUCCUAUGGGGGAUGUUACCAUGGCGACACAAAACCUACUAAUUCCUAUGGGGAGCAUAGGAAUGAAUGAAGUACAACCAGAACCAGCUCAGGCCCCGUUUACACGUAGCAAAAACGGUGGUGUUUUCAUACGUUUUGGCCGCUCAUUUACUGAAAACGAAGCUCAAAGUCACCAAAAACCAUAAUUUCUGAAAACUCCAGCCAAAGCGGAGAUUCGCAAAAACUCCGUCUGCACGUUUGCUUGUAAACAGAGGGAAACAGAUAUUUAGGCUUCAGAACAUCACAUUAUGCGACAGAAACGUUGCGACCUGUUGGAAGUAACUGGAAGUUACUCGGGUCAUUUGUUGAUGUUUUUUUCCAGGAUUCCGAUCGGCUAGCAUGACUUUAUCUUCUCGUUACACUGCCACCUGUAGGUUUGGCUGCUCAUAGCACCUUAACAGCGUAUUUAUGCAGGUUCGUGUAAAUGAUGGUAUUUUGAAAAAGAUCUGAUUUAAUGAUGGUAUUUUUCAAAACGUAGAGGGGGAAAUAUCGGUUUUUGUAAAUACCCGGCUAUGUGUAAACGUGGCCGGAGUCAACAACACGUGGAACAAAGACACCUUCCCCGACCUCGAACAUGUCGUAACCGAAGGCGGUUUCAGGCACGUUGGCGGCUGCAGACGGCUCCGAGGGCCAAACAAACAACAUCUAGAGGUUCUGAGAGGAGAAAUGAUGACAAACACACACUUCUACCCCCCAACGUGUGACUUUCACCAUCUUAUCAGAGAGGACUAACCGGAAUACUCUCAGACACCCAAACCCAGACCAACAGACCCGUCCUGUACGGCUGCAGGGAACCGCUGAACGUGGACCGGCUCAUUUCAUGGUUUUUCCUUUUUCAUUGACAAAAAUACACCAGAACUUUCUGGGUUCAGCCCUCAAAGUGUCCUGAUGGAUGUUGUAAAGUGUUAUUCUGUCGCCAAUAUCUAAUAAUCUACCUCACAAAGGGACGAUUUAAGACCCGGGUUUCGACCGAACCUUUCGUUUCGGGUCUCAGCUGCGGCGUCUACGCCGCUGACGUCCAGGUUGUGUUGUCGCCAUGGCGACGGGGCGGAUUUCCCAGUUAAUCCCGCACAGCUGUGUCGAAUAUUAGAGUU
Messenger RNA from Cololabis saira (Pacific saury), 2887 nucleotides. It is a transcript of the gene trhrb, whose product is annotated as thyrotropin-releasing hormone receptor b. Gene Ontology annotation, biological process: phospholipase C-activating G protein-coupled receptor signaling pathway. Gene Ontology annotation, molecular function: thyrotropin-releasing hormone receptor activity. Lineage: Eukaryota; Metazoa; Chordata; Actinopteri; Beloniformes; Belonidae. Gene Ontology annotation, cellular component: membrane. The record is from RefSeq and is a predicted model, not a curated record. The transcript is spliced from 2 exons. Bases 1 to 1182 code for a protein of 393 amino acids.